Molecule: messenger RNA, 2059 nt
Organism: Rhododendron vialii
Lineage: Eukaryota; Viridiplantae; Streptophyta; Magnoliopsida; Ericales; Ericaceae
Product: importin subunit alpha-1-like
Exons: 10
Coding region: 159-1736 (525 amino acids)
Biological process (GO): NLS-bearing protein import into nucleus
Cellular component (GO): cytoplasm; nucleus
Molecular function (GO): protein binding; nuclear import signal receptor activity
Source: RefSeq, a predicted model, not a curated record
AACCCUAUACAAAACUUUCCCUCUUCCACUCUGUGAAAUCAAAACCCCCAUUCUCUCCGCCCACUCUCUCUCUCUCUCUCUCUACACAAAACACGUACACAUUGUGCACGCUCGUCUACAUCUCUCUCUAGGUUUUCCAUUUCUCCGAUCGAGCAACCAUGUCUCUCAGACCGAGCGCGAGAACCGAGGUCCGCCGCAACAGGUACAAGGUCGCCGUCGACGCGGAAGAAGGAAGGAGGAGGAGGGAGGACAACAUGGUCGAGAUCCGGAAGAACCGAAGAGAAGAGAGCUUGAUGAAGAAGCGACGGGAAGGCGGCAGCGUCCAAACCGCUACUGUUCAACCUGCUUCCAAGUUAGAGCAUCUACCUGCAAUGGUCGCGGGUGUUUGGGCUGACGAUGGGAUUUUGCAGCUAGAGGCGACUGCUCAAUUUCGGAAGCUGCUAUCCAUAGAGCGGAGUCCUCCAAUCGAGGAAGUUAUUCAAACAGGGGUUAUUCCACGAUUUGUUGAGUUUCUUAUGAGGGAGGACUUUCCACAACUUCAGUUUGAGGCUGCUUGGGCUCUCACAAAUAUUGCUUCUGGGACAUCUGAGCACACUAAUGUGGUAAUUGACCAUGGCGCUGUUCCAAUCUUUGUGAAGCUUCUUGGUUCUCCUAGUGAUGAUGUUAGGGAGCAGGCAGUCUGGGCAUUGGGAAAUGUUGCUGGUGAUUCUGCCAAAUGCCGUGAUCUUGUCCUUGGCCAUGGAGCUUUGCUUCCUUUACUGUUGCAGUUGAAUGAGCAUGCAAAGCUUUCAAUGCUCAGAAAUGCUACCUGGACACUUUCAAAUUUCUGUAGGGGCAAGCCACAGGCUGCUUUUGAUCAGACAAAGCCUGCACUCCCAGCUCUUCAGCGUCUUAUUCACUCGAAUGAUGAUGAAGUCUUGACAGAUGCAUGCUGGGCCCUCUCAUAUCUUUCGGAUGGUACAAAUGAUAAAAUUCAAGCUGUUAUUGAUGCAGGUGUAUGCCCUCGACUGGUUGAGCUUUUACUUCAUCCAUCCCCUUCUGUGCUAAUUCCCGCUCUUCGUACGGUUGGUAACAUUGUCACUGGAGAUGACAUGCAAACUCAGUGUAUUAUCAAUCACCAAGCAUUACCUUGUCUAGCGAACCUGUUGGCAAGUAAUCACAAGAAGAGUAUCAAGAAGGAAGCUUGUUGGACAAUCUCAAACAUCACUGCUGGCAACAAUGAACAGAUUCAGGCUGUGAUUGAGGCCAAUAUUUUUGGCCCUCUUGUUCACCUGCUUCAAAAUGCUGAGUUCGAGAUCAAGAAAGAGGCUUCAUGGGCAAUCUCAAAUGCCACAUCUGGUGGUACUCAUGAACAAAUCAAGUACCUUGUUAGCCAAGCAUGUAUAAAGCCGUUAUGUGAUCUUCUUGUAUGUCCCGAUCCAAGGAUCGUCACAGUCUGUUUAGAAGGACUUGAAAACAUCUUGAAAGUUGGGGAAUCUGAGAAGUUAUUGGGCCGUAGUGGAGAUGCGAAUCUCUAUGCUCAAAUGAUCGAAGAUGCGGAUGGGUUAGAGAAAAUUGAGAACCUGCAGAGCCACGACAACACUGAGAUUUAUGAGAAGGCGGUGAAGCUUCUGGAGACAUAUUGGUUGGAGGAAGAUGAUGAGCCACUGCCCCCUGGUGGUGCACCGUCCCACCCGGGAUUCCAAUUUGGAGGGAGCGAGCUCACUGUUCCUGCUGGUGGAUUUUCUUUCAACUGAAGGUGUGCUCGCUUCGUCUCGAAUUUCAUUAGUUGACUCUGCAAUCUGCUGGAAUCCCCUCUUCUUCUGGAUCCUUUCCUAUGUAAUCCCUCUGUCCCUGUUUUGUUUGUCAGUUUUUGGGGGCCUCAUUCAACCACUUGUUCGCAGAGCUAUGUAGUUGUCAUUACCAUUGUAGUAAUGGAUAAAUUUGUCCCUAUAUUGAGUUAGUUGCUGGGUGGUUUUGGCACUUCAAAACCUUGCUUUUGCAACUUUGUAGUUAAGGCAGACAAGAUGACUUUCAUUUCCUUAAUGUCAGUAUGGUUUUCUUUCUUGGUUAAAAGAAA